Molecule: messenger RNA, 1365 nt
Organism: Paramuricea clavata
Lineage: Eukaryota; Metazoa; Cnidaria; Anthozoa; Malacalcyonacea; Plexauridae
Source: the annotation of a GenBank genome assembly
AUGUCUGAAACAAAUUUACAAAACCCACGUUCAGGAAGGCGUCAGUAUCUCAUUACCUACUCACAAGCCGAUAUAAGUAAGUUCCCCACGAGAGAGAGUUUUGGUAAAAUGCUGGAAAACGAGUUCAAUGCAGGGUCUAGCCAAGUCAAGGUGUCACAUUGGGCCUGCUGUAAGGAGCCACAUGAAGAAAAUGGCUUUCAUUAUCAUUGCUGUUUGAAGCAGACAGGGGUAAAAAAGUGGUUGUCAAUUAAGAACGCAAUCACAAAGAAACAUGACAUAGUGGUUAACUUCUCAGAUCAUAAUCAGUACAUAUAUGCGUACCGUUAUGUCUGUAAAACUGACAAGGACGUUGCUCAUAGUGACAAUCAUCCUGACCUUUCCGAAGUGGGAUCUCCACGCACUAAAGCUUCAACUGUAGCUCUUCGAGAAGCGGGCCGAAAAAGAAGGUCGACCAAUACAAACGCGGAGGCGACAGCCAGUCGUGAAAGAGGAAAUCAGAAAAGACGGCACCUUAGUAAUCUUGAAGUGGGUGAUUUCAUUGUUGCUAACAACAUCACCACUGUGCAACAGCUAUUUGCUAAGGCUGAUGCUAGAAAGCAGGAGGGUGAAAGCGAUCUCGCUAAUUUCUUGUUCUCCCGAACGCAGAAAACCAUUGCCGAGCUGAUGAGCAAGUCGUGGUUGCUGAAGCAGGCGUCUUCAGAAAUACAGCGAGACGAAAUCACAAGAAUCGAAAAAGUUAGAAAUGCAGCGGAAAAUGCCUGCGUUGAUGGGUGCAACGGUAGUUGGCUUGAGUACUAGUGUGCCAUAGAAGUGCUUUCGCUGAAUGGUAUAGAAUUAACUAUUUUUGCCUCGUACAUAUUUGAGCUUCUAGCUCGAGGUCGGGGGAAAUUCAGAAAUCUGAUGAUCUCCGGCCAAACCAACUGCGCCAAAACGUUUAUGUUGAAGCCCUUGAAGUGCAUCUUUGAUGACCGAUUGUUUGACAAUCCUGCGAAUGACAAGUACGCUUGGGUUGGUGCCGACAAGGCAGAGGUGAUUCUCUUGCAAGAUUUUCGCUUCAGCAAAGAAGUCAUCACAUGGAAAGAUCUCCUUCUCCUACUUGAAGGAGAGACGGUUAAGCUACCUGCUCCCAAGAAUCAUUUUGCCAAUGAUGUUGUCAUAUCUUCUGAUGUCCCGAUUUUCGCAACGUCAAAAGCACCUAUAGUGUACAAAGGGCCUUACAACGUGGAAGACGAGCGUGAAACAGAGAUGAUGAACAGUCGUUGGAGAAUGAUUCGCUUCAAACAUGCAUUCGAGGAGAAAGAUCAAAAGAAGGUGGAGCCGUGCGGAAGUUGUUUUGCUAGGCUUGUACUAUUGGGAGAGAAGUGA